ACAGGAGUCUGAUCGCUAACAGGGAGUGCCUGCACUGGCUUUGGGUGAUAUAUUGCUGCAUUUGUCCCGAGGGCUCUCUUCCCGGCAAGGACACGCGUAUUGAAGGGAAAACUUUGUUUGCAAUCCGUCAUCUGGAAUUGUCACUGGGAUUCAUUUGUCGAUUUGUCCAAGGUGCUGAAAUGCAGCCUGGCUCUUGGGAGCGGUGUGAAGGUGGAUACUAUGGGGUCCGCUGCUGAGAAGUUACAUUGCAGUUUAUAGCGCAAUGGGACGUGAAGAUUUUCACUUCUAAUGUCGAGGGGGCUUUCUUUUGCUCCAAGUAUGCGUGGCAGGAUUUGACGGAAUGGGCCGUUUUCUGGUGUACCUAAGAUCAACUGUGCUACUGUUUUUCAGCUAUUUUAACAUCUGCCUGAUCACAGCAGACAUACCAGCAGCUCCCGUCAAUGUCACAGUCCGACAUCUGCAAGCCAACUCAGCAGUGGUAUCAUGGGAGGUUCCUGAAGGAGAUGCUGUUAUUGGCUAUGCUAUAUCACAGCAGAAAAAGGAUGUGCGAAUGCUACGCCUUAUCCAGGAAGUGAAUACCACAACCCGUUCCUGUGUACUGUGGGAUUUGGAGGAGAACACUGAAUAUAUUGUCCAUGUUCAGUCGAUUAGCCUGAGCGGCGUGAGCCCAGCUAGUGACCCUAUCUCCUUCCGGACCCCAAAGGAAGCUGAGAAAUCGGCCUCAAAAGAUGAGGUGACAGCAGAGACGCUGCAGCAACGUAAUGCACAACUAAGGAUGGGCGAGAUGAUCAUUAUCGUGGUUGUUCUAGUCAUGUGGGCAGGUGUGAUAGCCUUAUUUUGUAGGCAAUAUGAUAUCAUCAAAGACAAUGAACCCAACAAUAAUAAGGACAAAGCCAAGAGUUCUUCAGAGUACAGCACACCAGAGCACCCAACAGGAGGGCUACUACGCAGCAAGUUUCCAAAGAACAAGCCUUCUGUAAAUAUCAUUGAAGCCUGACUGCUGUACAGCUAAGAAGAUGGUUUAAUUAAUCCAUUAACCUGGUUUCUCUUGGGAGGGAGCCGUUGGCUUCUGAAUAGAAGGAGAGUCCUGCUUCAUAAAUAGAUUUAAAAGCACACAACAAUCAAGAUUUAUUGAAAAUGAUCAUCUUCAUCAAGGACAGGAGACUAUUUGAUUUCUCACCUGUGAAAAAGAAGACCCCUAAAGUUUUGAGCAUUUUUAUAUAAUAUGACAGAAGGUAAUUUAAUAAAGAUUUUUAUCUUUGUGUUCUUGCAAAGGGACUCACUAAUACAGAAAUAAUUUAAGAAAUGGUUACCUACGUACAUAGUUUUCUCACUGACAGUUCAUCGAAUGAAUUAUAAAUGGUUUACAAAAGAAUUAUAAAUGGUUGCCAGGGGACUGUCUUGCAAACCUUAAACUACAGGCUAUCAUGCAUAUUUCAAAUGUCCAAUAUCUCUUCAUAGUGAGGAAUGUGAUUUUGACAACAGUUUCUAAAAUGGUGCCACUUUAGUGAGGGUUUGCUCAGUACAGGCUGAGUUAGUUUUUCUACAAGGACUGGCAAGAUGACUUUUGAAGUUCAAGAACAUGUUUAUUGCAAAGAUUAUGAUGAUAUUAGAUUUUAUAUCGCCACCUUCAAUGACCCUAACUCUCAGCUUUGCUUAUAAAAAUGAUUUUUUGGGGCUUUCAAGCUGUAAGAAAAUAUGAUAGACAUAUAGAAAGAGAUAGCACUUUCUUAAUGAGUUCUUUUUAUUUCUCUCUGCCCAUGAACCAUUAACUCUGAGCAGCCUUCUGGAAGUAUUUGCUUACUUAUUAUAGCAGUUGUGUAACUUUUUAGUUAUUCGUAUAACAAAGAAUAGAGCACCUUUAACUUUAAUAUAAAAAAUGACCAUACUACUAGUUACAAAAAUUGGGCAUUUUAAGAACUUUUCUUUAUCCUUUUCUUCAUAACUGAAAUGUGGACUUCUAUCAAACUAGGAAGCAGAGAACAAUUACUAAAGACUUGAUGAUUUGUAUUCAUUAUCCAUGCAUAGAUACAUUUCAGAACAUAAUUAAUUUAAUGCACAUUAUGGAAAUUGCACAAACUUUAGGGCCUAUGGGCAGGAUUUUUACCUCGUCAGGUGGGUGUGACAGGCAGGCCCGAGAGCAAAAUCAACCGUCACCCGUGAUCAGGCCCCGCUAGCAGGCGUGAAUUGCAUGCUGAAA
Molecule: messenger RNA, 2200 nt
Organism: Carcharodon carcharias (great white shark)
Lineage: Eukaryota; Metazoa; Chordata; Chondrichthyes; Lamniformes; Lamnidae
Gene: fndc5a
Product: fibronectin type III domain containing 5a
Exons: 6
Coding region: 341-997 (218 amino acids)
Molecular function (GO): protein binding
Source: RefSeq, a predicted model, not a curated record